CUAGAACAACACCAAACCAGUAAUUCAAAUCCAUCUACAUUGAUUCAAAACCCUCGACUCUUCAUCUAAUUGAACGAUAAAUAAAAGUCCCUCAACGAAAGUUCACUUGUUCACUGUCACUCAAUUCAGCAAAAAACAAAAUGGGCGCCAGUCGCAAGUUACAAGGCGAGAUCGAUCGAGUGCUCAAGAAGGUUCAAGAAGGUGUCGAUGUCUUCGAUAGUAUCUGGAACAAGGUAUAUGAUACAGACAAUGCAAACCAGAAGGAGAAGUUUGAGGCUGACUUGAAGAAGGAGAUCAAGAAGCUGCAGAGGUACCGUGAUCAGAUAAAGACAUGGAUUCAGUCUAGCGAGAUCAAGGAUAAGAAAGUCAGUGCCUCUUAUGAGCAGGCUCUGGUGGAUGCUCGUAAGCUUAUUGAGCGUGAAAUGGAAAGAUUUAAGAUAUGUGAAAAGGAAACUAAGACAAAAGCAUUUUCUAAAGAAGGCUUGGGACAGCAACCGAAAACUGAUCCAAAGGAGAAGGCCAAGGCAGAGACAAGGGAUUGGUUGAAUAAUGUGGUUUCGGAGUUGGAAUCCCAGAUCGAUAAUUUUGAAGCAGAAAUGGAAGGGCUAACUGUGAAGAAAGGAAAGACAAGGCCACCCAGAUUGACACAUUUAGAGACUUCUAUUACACGGCACAAAGCUCAUAUUAUGAAGUUAGAAUUGAUCUUGAGGCUACUAGAUAAUGAUGAACUGAGUCCAGAGCAGGUCAAUGACGUUAAAGACUUCUUGGAUGACUAUGUGGAACGUAAUCAGGAGGAUUUUGAAGAAUUCAGCGAUGUUGAUGAGCUUUACAACACAUUACCACUAGACAAGGUGGAAUCCCUUGAAGAUUUGGUUAUAAUUGGUCCUCCAGGUCUUGUUAAGGGUGCUCCAGCUCUUAGCUUGAAGACUUCCUUGGCUGCAUCAGCAUCUCAAAUGCCUGCUACUGUCACUUCCACGCUUCAGCAGGGUACUUCUGUCCCGGAACAAGUUGAAGAUACAACUUCCCAGGAUAGUAAUUCAGAAUUAGUUGCAAGAACACCGCCGUCAAAAAGUAGUGGAAUUAGUUCUUCAACUGCAUCAACUCCAGCUGUUGGUCAAACAACUCCCAUUGCCAUCAGUGUCCCAGCUCAUAACUUGUCAAGUGUGUCAAAUGCUUCAGCUGUACUUUCAAGUUCAAGUUCUGUUCGAGGUGUAUUGGAUAACACAAGUGCCAUCAGUUCUUCACCUCCUGUAAAUCUGACAAAUCCUUCUAAGGAAGAAGAUAUUGUGAACUUCCCAGGCCGUAGAUCAUCUCCAUCCCUUGCAGAUGUAAGGGGCAUUGGAAGAGGUAGCCUCUCCAGCCAACCUUCAUCUAGCAUACCUCUUAGUUCUGCCACUGCAGUUCCUAGCAAUGGAAGCCUUGGCUCAGUUCCUUCAGUCUCGGAUAUGACUAAGAGAAAUAUUUUGGGAGCUGAUGAAAGACUUGGCAGUAGUGGCAUGGCACAAUCUCUGGUUUCCCCACUUAGUAACCGAAUGAUGUUGUCUCAGGCUGCCAAGGGUAAUGAUGGAACUGGAUCAGUUGAUUCCAAUAAUGCUGGAGAGAGUAUGUCAAUAGGUAGCAGAGUUUUCUCUCCUUCAGUAAGCAUGCAAUGGAGGCCUGGAAGUUCCUUUCAAAACCAGAAUGAACCGGGGCAGUUUCGUGGAAGAACUGAAAUUACACCUGAUCAGAGAGAGAAGUUCUUGCAACGGCUCCAACAAGUGCAGCAACAAAAUCACAGUACCCUUCUUGGCAUUGGUGGUGGAAAUAAUAAGCAGUUUCCUCCCCAACAACAAAACCCACUGUUGCAGCAGUUUUCUCCAAACUCAUCCAUGUCUCCUCAACCUGGUCUGGGACUUGGGGUUCAGGCACCAGUACUUAAUACGGUUACACCUGCCAGCUUGCAACAGCAGCCAAAUUCUAUCCAUCAACAAUCCAGUCAACAGGCAUUGAUGCCUAGUGGUCAGAAAGAUGCAGAUGUUGGUCACUUGAAAGUUGAGGAGCAGCAGCAACAACAGAAUUUACCCGAGGAAUCAACUGUUGAAUCUGCUCCUAGUCCUGGACUUGGCAAGAAUCUUAUGAAUGAGGAUGAUCUCAAAGUUUCAUAUGCAAUGGAUUCUCCUGCAGGAGUGUCUGGCUCUUUGACAGAGCCUGCUCAAGUAGUUAGAGAGAUUGAUUUAUCUCCUGGGCAACCCUUACAGUCCAGCCAGCCUUCUGGUGGCCUCGGUGUUAUUGGUCGGAGAAGUGUUUCUGAUCUUGGUGCUAUUGGCGAUAGUUUGAGUGGUUCAACUGUGAAUUCUGGAGCAAUGCACGAUCAGAUGUAUAAUUUGAAGAUGCUUGAGUCUGCAUUUUAUAAACUUCCACAACCAAAGGACUCAGAGCGUGCCAGGAGCUACAUUCCUAGGCACCCUGCAGUGACGCCUCAUUACUAUCCUCAAGUUCAGGCACCUAUUGUGAAUAAUCCAGCCUUUUGGGAGCGAAUGUCACUGGAUAGUUUUGGUACUGAUACACUGUUCUUUGCAUUCUACUAUCAGCAGAACACAUACCAACAAUAUUUGGCUGCAAAAGAGCUAAAAAAGCAAUCUUGGAGGUACCACAGAAAAUACAAUACAUGGUUCCAACGGCAUGAGGAGCCAAAAGUUGCUACUGAUGAAUAUGAACAAGGGACUUAUGUGUACUUUGAUUUUCAUAUUGCCAAUGAUGAUCUCCAACAUGGAUGGUGUCAAAGAAUUAAGACGGAGUUCACUUUUGAGUACAACUAUCUUGAAGAUGAGCUAUAGACAGUGUGCAGAAGAUGGUACCAGAACCAGAUUGAUUUGGCCUAGCAAUGAAAUUAUCAUCGGUACAAUUUGUAUUGGUGAUGCUGUGCCUCUUAAUGGAAUAUGAAUUGUUAGGCUAACUGUUCCAUAUCCAGUUUUUACCGUUGUUGAUAGUAGCGACUUUUUUUUUUUUAAUUAUUAAUGACCAAUUAAGAAUAUUAAUUGCAUUUUCCCCGUUCAUUGUCAUAUAAAUAAAUAGACUGCUUGCAAAAAAUUUAUUUAUGUCCGCAAAAUGUUUCCAGUGUU
Molecule: messenger RNA, 3101 nt
Organism: Pistacia vera
Lineage: Eukaryota; Viridiplantae; Streptophyta; Magnoliopsida; Sapindales; Anacardiaceae
Product: general negative regulator of transcription subunit 3
Exons: 16
Coding region: 141-2816 (891 amino acids)
Biological process (GO): nuclear-transcribed mRNA poly(A) tail shortening; regulation of DNA-templated transcription
Cellular component (GO): nucleus; CCR4-NOT core complex; P-body
Source: RefSeq, a predicted model, not a curated record